Messenger RNA from Paramecium sonneborni, 1424 nucleotides. NCBI's taxonomy places the organism in Eukaryota, Ciliophora, Oligohymenophorea, Peniculida, Parameciidae. The record is from the annotation of a GenBank genome assembly.
AUAAUAUUUAAAUGUCUAAGUGUGUAAAUGGAUUGAAAAGUCGACUUACUGCCAUAAUUGGAGCUUAAUGGGGUGAUGAAGGUAAAGGAAAAUUAGUUGAUAUUUUGGCUGAGAAGUACGAUUUUUGUGCAAGAUUUAAUGGAGGAGCAAAUGCAGGACAUACAAUAGUUGUUGGUGGUGUAAAAUAUGCAUUUCAUUUAUUACCUUGUGGAAUCUUAUAUUAGACAUGUAUGAAUGUAAUUGGAAAUGGCGUUGUUGUUAAUAUUCCAACUAUGUUUGAAGGUAUCUUUUAUAUCUAAUUAAAGAACUGGCUUAAUUAGAUAAAAAUAAGGUUGAUUAUACUGGAAGACUUGUUAUUUCUAAUAGAGCUCAUCUUGUAGUUGAUGGAUUACUUGAGGCUGAUGCUAAAAGUGAGAGUGAUUCAAGAAGUAUAAUUAUAUUUCAUUUUUAGAAAAAUUUCUUGGUACUACUAAAAGAGGAAUAGGACCCACUUAUUCAGCAAAAGCAUUAAGAUAAGGAUUAAGAGUAGGAGAUUUAUUACUUUGGGAUACAUUUUUAUUAAAAUAUCAUGCAUUAAAUGCAAAACUUAGAGAAUAAGAGGGAAUUUAAAUAGACACUUAAAAAGAGAUUAACACACUUAAAGAAUAUAGAGAUAUAUUAGUUAAUAAAAAUAUGAUUGUUGAUACAAUCUCUUUAAUUUCUAACGCCAGAAAAGAUGGAAAAAGAAUCUUAGCAGAAGGAGCUAACGCUACAAUGUUAGAUAUAGAUUAUGGAACCUAUCCAUAUGUCACUUCAUCCAGUACAAAUGUUGGAGGAGUUUGCACAGGAUUAGGUAUACCUCCAUCUGCAAUUGAAACCGUUAUUGGAAUUGUUAAAGCUUAUACUACGAGAGUAGGAGAAGGACCUUUCCCUACAGAACUGACAAAUGAAACUGGAAAAUAUUUAUAAAAAACUGGCCAUGAAUUUGGUGCUACUACUGGAAGACCUCGUAGAUGUGGUUGGUUAGAUAUACCUAUUUUAAGAUAUUCAAUCCAAAUUAAUGGACAUUCAUCUAUUAAUCUUACUAAAUUAGAUAUCUUAACUGGUCUUGAGGAAAUUAAAAUCGGAGUUAAUUAUUUACUCAAUGGAAAAGUCAUUGAUUAUAUUCCUGCACAAUUAGAAGAUUUAGCCUAAGUUCAAGUUGAGUAUAUGACUUUGAAAGGAUGGAAAUAAGAUAUUUCUGAUUGCAAGAUAUUUUCCGAUUUACCAAUAGAAGCCUAAAACUAUGUUAAAAAAAUUGAAGAACUACUUGGAAUUCCUGUCUCAUGGAUAGGUAAUGGACCUCAAAGAGAAAAAAUUAUCUUAAAAGAUUGAGGUUACAAAUAAAUAAAAUCAUUAAUUAUUUCCUCAAUUUAUACUUUUUUUAUUACGUUAUAAAAAUCUAC